Molecule: messenger RNA, 2286 nt
Organism: Penicillium canariense
Lineage: Eukaryota; Fungi; Ascomycota; Eurotiomycetes; Eurotiales; Aspergillaceae
Product: N-alpha-acetyltransferase 35, NatC auxiliary subunit
Exons: 8
Coding region: 1-2286 (761 amino acids)
Biological process (GO): N-terminal peptidyl-methionine acetylation
Cellular component (GO): NatC complex
Source: RefSeq, a predicted model, not a curated record
AUGCUGCCGAAUAACGAGGUUCGCGUGCCCCCGCCGCGGGCGGCUGCGCAGUCGGCUGUUCCGCGCGACAUCACCGCCGACUUUACGGAGGCCUCCUCGAAACUGCGGACCGGCCAGCUCGUCAAGGAUGAAACGUUCACGCUCUUUGAGGCCGUGGGCGCAUUGGAGAUCAUGGACUCCAAGAUGGACAGCGGCUAUAUAGCGCCGGGAGAGAACCAGGCGCAGGCGCUGGAAGACAAUUACGAUGUGCGACGGGAUUUGACACCGAAGCAGGUUGUGGGGUUGAUGGACCAAUUGCUUUGUCAUGAGAUGGCAUGGCAUAUGGGCCACCCUCUUUCCCAGACUCUCUUUACGUCCAUCUACAUCGACAAGCUAUUAUGGCCCGUACCGAGAACAAUGGAAGAUGCGCGGUUUGAUCGCGUGCCCAGCGAAUCGCCACUGGUCAGCCACGUCCUUCGCGCAUAUUGCCUUGCACUGAUAAAGUCAUGCGACUUUGUGCAUGCGCGUGUGGCUUCCGAAUAUUUUUAUGAGGAAGAAGACUUCGUUACUCAAUUAUACAACCGCUCCCUAUUAUCCGCUUUCGACUCAUCGCAUUUCUAUCGCCUGCUGGACCAGGCGGUGGAUUGGGUUGAGGUCGAGGAAGGAAUAGACCAAAAGGUUCGAGAUGCCAUUCGGAGCAGGCUGCUGCUUCGCCGGGACUUUUUGGCUUCAGUGGACCAGGAUCUCGAAAUCUUGGAUACCAGGUCAACAGAUAGCUUUAUGUCAUGCUUAUCCCAUUUGAAGGCUUUGGCUGAGACCGUAUCUCUGGGGACAACGGUGCCGGAGGCCUUUAGCCUGAAGCUUCAGCGGAAGCUUGCCAGCACUGUGCCGCCUCGUCCAAUUGUCCACAUCAAGCACGAGGAUGCUUUUGCGCACAUGAAGCGGCUAUGUCAAGAUGCAAUUGACUUGCAACAGAUACUCGACUAUCGGGGUCCAAGCAACUUCAAGACCGCCGUGUGGACGUUACUCUCCCGAAAACCCCAGCCGUCGGUCUAUAUUCGAUCGCUUCUCCAGGCCCUGAUCGUGAGCGACUUGACAAUUCUUGGGGCUGUUUCUGUCAAACAAUUUCUCUAUGACGACCUUGCGGAGCUCGUCUUGCCAUCAAGUAUAUUGCUUCGAGCGAACACUGAUGAGGUAGAAGUACCGUCAGAUCCACGUUUCCAAAUUGCCCAACAGAUGGAAGGAUUUGUGAAACGCUUUGCUCAGCCUUUUGUGGAUACUGUACGAUGUGCCUGCUUGAACCGAUGUCGGAUCCGUCGAACCAUCUGCCACACUGUUAUCGACUGGGACAAUCUGCAGAUGGAGGCCGAGGAGCUCGACCUUCAGCUUCAGAACCUCAGCGCCGAGCCUGCAUUGCAAUUUCCGGGCGGAGAAGCUACCUUUUCAUACCCACUUAGUAGCUGGGCCUACCAUCAAAAACUUAUCCAGCUCCGACUCAUCCUGCAAAUGGGAUUCGAGCUAUCGAUCUACGCCCCCGAAGAGCUCCCUGGCGUGUAUUGGUACCUGUCACACAUCUGCUCCACCCAUCUGGCCCACCUUGAUCGGAUUCGCACCUUCAUUGUGGCAGCUAGAAAGCGCGAUCUAGUGUCAAGCAGUAGUCGCGCCGAAAAUCCUGCGCAGACGUCUCCUGCAUUCCACAAAUCAUUUCUUUAUCUUGAGAGGCUGACAACGCAUAUAAUUGCGAUCGAUGCUUUCGCGAUCGCCCUCCACGCCCUCUAUGUUCUGCUGGCUCGACACAAUGUGCUUCCAUCUGCUUCGAGCCCCGAGGCCUACUCGAGUGACCGACUACGCUACGAGCUCCGCAUGAAGCCCUUUAUGCCCAUCUCUUUACCCGAGCUGGUCCCGUAUGAGGAGUACCAGCGUGAGGCCACGCUGGACGGCGAUGCGGACACUACCAUUUUGGACCGUGCUUCCAAGGCCAUCACCGAGGCCCGAAAGGCAUGGGAGGCGACUCUUGCUAAUGGUGCCUUCAGUGAGGAUGUCUCCUCACCCACCAGAGAACCGUCGAUCGCCAUCGAGGAAGACUGGCGCCGCGACAUCAAGGACACCAUGCGCGCCUGCAUCGGGGCCAGCAUUGCGAUUGAGACCGUCAAGAAGGCCCUCUUGGGCGAUUCCCCACCUUCCGAGAAGAAGCCGGUAAAUCUUCAGGUGGUGAUCCCCGAGAUUGGCUCGAAGACGCAGUGGCAUGACUGGUGGAUCGUGCCGCAGAUUUCGGAAAAUAAAACCGCAAACCCCCCUACCUCUUGA